Xyrauchen texanus (razorback sucker) is the source of this 3293-nucleotide messenger RNA. RefSeq names its product calcium/calmodulin-dependent protein kinase IV (gene camk4). Bases 346 to 1437 code for a protein of 363 amino acids. The record is from RefSeq and is a predicted model, not a curated record. The transcript has 12 exons. Gene Ontology annotation, biological process: protein phosphorylation. NCBI's taxonomy places the organism in Eukaryota, Metazoa, Chordata, Actinopteri, Cypriniformes, Catostomidae. Gene Ontology annotation, molecular function: calcium/calmodulin-dependent protein kinase activity; calmodulin binding; ATP binding.
AAGGCAAUAUUCCCAUUUUAAAGUAAAAAGUAGGCUACAUUUGUUUGGAUGAAAUGGCCAUAAAUACUUUGCAACAUAACUAUAAUUUUCCAUAAUGAGAGUAUCUAUUUCAGUGCAUCUGUCUAAAAUAUACGGGAGUACUAGUGUUAUGUAACAACGGACCGUGACGUCCAUUGAAUCCAGGUAAAGCACACACACAACAUAGGCGACUAUAAGACCCAGUGGAAGCCGCGAGCACCGCGACAUGACAACCGCUAAACACUGACGGUACACAUUCACGUCCACUCAGUCGCACCUCAGGAACACACAUUACUGAUCCCUUGACGGUGAAGUGAAGCGCCAGAGAUGCUGAAAGUGACUGUGGCCGCCUCUCGCGCCGCUCCAGAAUACUGGAUCGACGGAUCCAAGAAAGAGACGCUGGCCGACUUCUAUGAGCUCGAGUCUGAACUGGGACGGGGAGCCACAUCAGUGGUGUUCAGAUGCCACCAGAAAGGCACCCAGAAGCACUAUGCUGUGAAGAUGCUGAAGAAAACAGUUGACAAGAAGAUUGUACGAACGGAGAUAGGUGUAUUACUGCGCCUCUCUCAUCCAAAUAUAAUCAAACUGAAGGAGAUCUUCGAGACCCCAGCGGAGAUUAGCCUCGUGUUAGAACUUGUUACCGGCGGAGAAUUAUUUGACAGGGUGGUAGAGAAAGGCUAUUACAGCGAACGAGACGCGGCUGAUGCUGUUAAACAAGUGCUUGAGGCAGUUGCGUACCUGCAUGAGAAUGGCAUAGUGCACAGAGACCUGAAACCUGAGAACCUCCUGUACGCCACCUCAGCGCCAGAUGCUCCGCUCAAAAUAGCUGAUUUUGGUUUGUCAAAAAUAAUGGAUGAUCAGGUAACAAUGAAGACCGUGUGCGGGACUCCAGGCUAUUGUGCUCCUGAGAUUUUGCAGGGAUGUGCCUAUGGCCCUGAGGUUGACAUGUGGUCUGUGGGAGUUAUCACGUACAUUUUGUUAUGUGGUUUUGAGCCCUUUUUUGAUGACAGAGGAGACCAGUACAUGUUUAAACGCAUCUUAAACUGUGAAUAUGAAUUUGUCUCCCCCUGGUGGGAUAAUGUGUCACUUAAUGCCAAGGACCUGGUGAAGAAACUUAUUGUCCAGGAUCCAAAGAAACGGCUGACAACACAGCAGGCCCUGCAGCACCCCUGGGUCACUGGAAAGGCUGUUAACUUCACUCAUAUGGACACAGCACAGAAGAAACUCCAGGAGUUCAAUGCUCGAAGAAAGCUUAAGGCGGCGGUUAAAGCGGUGGUGGCCUCAACCCGACUGGGCAGUGCAGGAAGCCACGGCAACACAGACAACAACAAAACCGACUGCAGCCACUCCAUCCAGCAGAAGACAGCAGAAGCUCAGCCGGACUCUGAACAGCCUCAAAUUCAGACUGAAGCCUCUUAGACUUCCACACUGGAACUGGAAUUAGAACUGGAACUACUUCCAUGUUUGCCGUGGGCCUCAUAAAGGACUGAACUGAAGUCUGCAUGCAGACUGUUUGUCUAUAGAAAAGUCCCACCUUGUGACAGCCAACUGCCAUACCAUGCCAACGUUUGAUGAGUAGCCUACUUAACUUUGGACUUUUGUACAGUGAAAGAGCAUGUUCAUCCAUUGUGGGUGGCAAUGAAAAAAAUGAAUGUCUUCAUAUUAUGUGAUCAUCUACAUCUACAGUGGCGUCAAAAAGUCUGAGGCAUCUAAACCUGGUUAUAAACAACAUUUUAUUAUUUUGAAAAUGUAAAAAAAAAAAGUUAUAGAACAUCCUCAAAUCAUGCAAAUCACAAUCCACAAAUCAAAUACUAAGAAGUUCUGAAAUUAUUGUAAAAUGUUUUCAAUUAACUCAAUCAAAUUGUCAUUAUUUUAAUUUAUAAAGAUUAUUUUAUAUACUAUAGUAUAGUAUAUUAAAUUAGAAAAUGCCAAAUAGAACAAUAGAACUAGUGUUCUCAGACUUUUGGAACCCAUCUGCUUUUUAAAAUCUAUAUUUAUUUUAUCAUGCUCUUGAUUAAAUCGUCAAUUUAUCAUUAAGGUGAAAUACUCUAUGGAUAUAAGCUCUUUAGUUGUAAGAAUUACAUUUGUGCUGCUUUUUAUUUAAAUUAUUUAAUUUGUUCAGGUUUUUAUGUCAUAUUUACAGUUAAACAAACAGAAUUUCCAUGUGGACAUUGAUUUGAACCUUUACAUGAGCUUUAACUUAGAAUGCCUUACCAUAUACCAUGUUUUUAUACUUAAAUUAUUAUUAAUACAAUAAUUAUUUCAUAUUUUAGGAACACUAUUAUACAAUGUGGUUUAAACUUAGAAAACAACACUGGGGUACUUAGGACAUAUUGUUUAAAUCGAGAAAUGGUGAUUUCCACUUUACUUUAGUCUAAAUCAGUGUUCGGCAUGGGAUAACUAGCCUAUCUAGCGCAAAAACUUGCAAAGAAAUAACUUCCCUUGUGCCAAAAUAAUUUUGUCUCAAUAUAUUUCACUUGGAGUUUCCCCCUAAAGCUGAAGUAUGUUACAUUUUUGGUGUUAAAAAACUUUCUUCAAUCUCAAUUGAAUAUACUAUAAGUAAGCCAUUUAUAGGUUAAUUGAACUGUAAACACUGUCUCACUGUGAAGCUAUAAAAAAAUCCUGUUUGUUUUGAGCGACCCGAUUAGACACACCCCCAGGAACGUUACUCAACCAAUGGCGUGAGAUGGGGGUGAGACUAUCUGACUGUUUGAACUACAGCAGACGAUGGGUGUAUUCUCAAAGCUGUUUUGAAAACAUUUAAUUUUGCAAUUACGUUCAGUGGCAAUUAUGUUGCAGAAAUUACACACUUCAGCUUUAAAAUAUUAAACAGCUAUCAGGUAAUCUAAAUGACUUAAAAACUGGCAAAAACUCAUCUCAAAAGUCUUUUCCAACCAACCAGUCUGUGAUUUAAAACACAUAUACACAAGGUGUUUUGGUCCUAUUCAAUAUUCUUUAUAGCAUGCUUGUUUGGAAUGCUGUUUGAUAAUUUAAUCAUCAUAUGUAAGGAAUGUAAUAUGGAUAUACAGGGGUUCAUGUUUUGCAUGUAGGAAUGUUUAUCUUAACUGCUGCAACUGUCUUUUUAAAAUGCACUGUAUUUUACUGAUAAGAAUUGCUGUCUAUUUAACAGAAUGAUAUUGGAGGCCAUUUGACGGUCACUUUGUACAUGACACUAGUGUGUCAACUUUGUUUAAAUGCCUGUUUCUAUGUCUAAGGACUCAUUCAAAAUGACAGUACAAAAGCAAUGUAUGUUAUUUGCGGAAAUAAAGAAUGCU